Cylicostephanus goldi is the source of this 471-nucleotide messenger RNA. The record is from the annotation of a GenBank genome assembly. Lineage: Eukaryota; Metazoa; Nematoda; Chromadorea; Rhabditida; Strongylidae.
AUCAAAGGAAAUGUAUACCUCAUGUACCUGAACGCCUUUUCUUAUGCGUGGGCGUUCAUCUUUCUCGCCUUACUGACAUCUCGCUACGCUAUGCAGGCAGCAAGCGGUAUUUAUCUUUCCCACUGGGCAGAUGCGAAUUCCAAGUUGAGCGACAGCGCUGAUACAAUCACUGGUCUUUUGAUAUACGUUGCCCUUGGUUUUGGCACUGUGCUUCUUAAUGUUAUUACAUUCACUUCAUCAACCUUUGGAGGAGUACGAGCAUCCAUUGUGUUACACAAGCCCCUGGUCGAGUCACUGAUGCACGCUCCCCUCUCAUUUUUUGAGGAAACACCACUCGGAAGGAUCCUCAGCCGAUUAGCAGGGGACAUUGAUAUCAUCGAUACUUCACUUCCCAUAAAUUUGCGUCUUGUUGUCGAUACACUUGCUCACGUGAGUUCAAAGAUUCUUGGCUUGUUUUGGUUUGGUGUGUGA